UCUCGUAGUAUUGUAUACCGCGGUAUUUUUUUUUCCGUGUUGUGUGUUGCUACAUAGGAAAAAUCGACUGUGCAAGAACAUUAUUAACGGUUUGGAGUUUGUUUUACAUUUAUCGGUAAUAAUGUUUAACGGUUAAAUAUGGUAAAGCAUUGAAAAAGUAUGUAUUAGGAAAGUUAUUCGGUGACAUUAAAUGGGUGCGAAACGUAUUGAAGAGAUACACAAAAGUAGAAAUCGAGUAAAUAAUUUGUUUUGGUUUGAGUCUUGUUUGUCGAACUAUAGUUAGCGGUUAUGGUAUACCUGUCGGGUGUCUGGGGCAUGGGAGAAACUAAAUCGCAGUGCCACAGUACGAAUAGUUCCUCCUUUCUGCAGGAGAAUGACGAAGAAGUUGCUUUAUUGCCACUUAAGAAUCAGGUUGGUGGGCACACAAGAUUACUUUUACUCAACCAGAACACUAUUUGUAAGCCAUUAAACUGCAGGGAACUUGACUUUUAUCAAAACAUUCCACAAGAUAUACAAAUCUUUGUCCCAAAAUUUAAAGGUGUUUUGCAAGCUUCAAAUAGUGGUGAAGUUACAUUGGAUAAACGUUACAGUCCCAGUUUUAGGGAACAGGAUAACAGACAACAACAAGGACAUAGUUCAAGUAAAAGAAAACGAGAAGAUGUGUUGAGAAUGAAAAUUCAUCGCGAUAAUACUUCAACAGGAAUAUUAAAGCCAGGGAUGCAUUUGGAUAAUGCAUCAAAUAGACAGUAUUUCCUUUUGUUGGAAAAUAUAACAUCACAGUAUACUCAUCCGUGUAUAUUGGAUCUAAAAAUGGGGACCAGACAACAUGGGGACGACGCAUCUGCGGAGAAACGCAGCAAACAAAUUGCAAAAUGUGCUGCUAGUACAUCAGCUUCGUUAGGUGUUAGACUAUGCGGAAUGCAGGUUUAUCAAGUCGAUACCGAUCAUUAUGUGAAGAGAGACAAAUAUUGGGGCAGAGAGUUAAACGAAGAAGGUUUCAAGGCAGCGUUAUAUCGAUUUUUUCAUAACGGUUUUUGCUUACGAACGUUGGUUAUCGAAAAAGUAGUAUCUCGGUUAGAACAAUUACGGCGCGCAAUCGAAAGGCAAAGUAGCUAUCGAUUUUAUUCAUGUUCAUUGUUAGUUGUUUACGAGGGUUAUCAGAUCAAUUUUUCGGGAUUUGAUGAUACUUUACAAAUGCAAGAAGAAGGAGAAUCGAGGAAUUCUAGUUUCGUCGAGGAACGUCCUCAUACGUCGGAAGGUUGUUACGACGGUGACAUAAGUAACAGUUCCGCAGACUAUAAUCUUUCGCUUGAAGAAGAAAUCAGGCAAACGACGAGCACGUUGUGCAGAGGAUUUGACGAAGCAACAUCUAGAGGAGCUAAAAAUAUCAGCAAUUUUUACCCCACAAGCGAGGAGACUGUUUUCGUCGAAUCUACGGACAGCUUGAUCGACAGAGUGUUUGAAACACCCCGAUACGAACAGUGGAUGCUUUAUGGUACUUCGAGCGACGAAUUUUGUUUCGAGCAAAGUUCGGACAAUAUGGAAGACACUAGUUCCGAUACUGACGUCAGAUCGGAUUCUGAAUCGAAGAGACAAAGACACGGAUCAUCACACCGAUUAUUCCAUGUUUACGGAAGGGAAGAGAAAAUAGAAGGAGGAAUUGCAUGUGGGAACGGUAAAAAUAAUCAAUUUCUGUCCGAAAAAUGGCAAGAGGCACGCGUCGAUGUCAGGAUGAUCGAUUUCGCGCAUACGAGUUUCGUUCACGGUUCUACGGUAGCCUGCAACUCGACUUCCAUGGUACACCAAGGUCCGGACUGUGGUUUCCUAACCGGCCUCGACAGCUUAAGGCGACUUCUCCUCGAAAUCUUGACCGAAGGUUAAAUACU
Habropoda laboriosa is the source of this 1886-nucleotide messenger RNA. RefSeq names its product inositol hexakisphosphate kinase 2 (gene Ip6k). The transcript has 9 exons. Gene Ontology annotation, biological process: phosphatidylinositol phosphate biosynthetic process; inositol phosphate biosynthetic process. Gene Ontology annotation, cellular component: nucleus; cytoplasm. Lineage: Eukaryota; Metazoa; Arthropoda; Insecta; Hymenoptera; Apidae. The record is from RefSeq and is a predicted model, not a curated record. Gene Ontology annotation, molecular function: inositol hexakisphosphate kinase activity. The coding region runs from base 289 to 1881 and encodes 530 amino acids.